GAAUCAAAUCGAGUAAAAAAUCAACUAAAUAUUAAUUAUAAUCUCCAAAAAGCUCAAGAACCUUUUUCCUUCUUCUUCAGUUUUCUAUUCACUCUCUCUGAAACUCACACCAUAUUUAAAACCCAAACCCUAAGUUUUCUUUAUUUCAUCGUUUUUGCUAAUUUUUUUUUUGUUUGGGAAGAUUAUUGAUGUUUUGAGAGCUAUGGAUAUGACUCUUACAACAACAACAACAACAAUUCCAAAAUCACCGGAACCCGAGUCCGAAACUCCGACCCGGAUCCAACCGGCGAAACCCAUUUCCUUCAGCAACGGCAUCAUCAAACGCCACCACCAUCCUCUCCUCUUCACCUACAAAGAAUGUCUCAAAAACCACGCGGCGGCGUUAGGCGGCCACGCGCUCGACGGUUGCGGCGAAUUCAUGCCGUCUCCGUCGUCAAUCUCCACCGAUCCAACUUCUCUCAAAUGCGCCGCUUGCGGUUGCCACCGUAAUUUCCACCGCCGUGAACCAGACAACGAUUCCUCCUCAAUCCCUCCUCCUUCCUCCGUCGCCGCCGCAAUUGAGUAUCAACCUCACCACCGUCACCAUCCACCACCACCACCACAACCACCACAAUCAGCUCCUCCUCCUCCUCCACGUAGCCCUAAUUCAGCUUCUCCUCCGCCGAUUUCUUCCUCUUACAUGCUCCUAUCACUCUCCGGCAACAACAACAACAACCUAUCUUUCGCCGAUCUCAAUUUCUCCGGCCACCAAAUCGGAUCUCGUAAGCGAUUCCGAACGAAAUUCAGCCAAUUUCAGAAAGAGAAGAUGCACGAGUUCGCCGAUCGAGUCGGCUGGAAGAUGCAGAAACGCGACGAAGACGACGUUCGUGAUUUCUGCCGUCAGAUCGGAGUCGACAAGAGCGUUCUCAAAGUCUGGAUGCACAACAACAAAAACACCUUUAACCGCCGCGAUCUUCCGUUCUCCGUCGCCGGAGCCGCCGUCGCCAAAAUCGAUAAUGGCGGCGGAGGAGGAAACCACGCUCCGAUUCCCGCCGGCGAAACUAAUAACAACGAGUUUCACCAGAGUGUUAGUAGUGGCGGCGGCGGAUUUGAUAGUGAUAGUGGCGGCGGUGGCGGCGGAGGAGGAGGUCACGGUGGUAACGUCAAUGGAUCGUCGUCUUCGUGAGGUUAAAGAUGAGAUUCAGAUUCAAUAAGGAAGCUUAAGCUUUUAGCUUUUAGAGUAAGCCACUCGUAUUAUCAUCGUUAAUAACUUUCUAUUAAUAGUAUUAAUUAUCUUUAGCUUUUUGUGUUUGUUUGUUUUUGUAUUAUUAAUUUUUAGGUUUCAGUUUUUAAUUACAUGCUCCUUACCACGAUGAUGUCUUGCUCAAUGAGGAUUAAUAUCAUUUAAUUUGUUCCAAAAAUGUCAUG
This is a messenger RNA of Eutrema salsugineum, 1407 nucleotides long. RefSeq names its product zinc-finger homeodomain protein 10. The record is from RefSeq and is a predicted model, not a curated record. The transcript has a single exon. Gene Ontology annotation, molecular function: transcription cis-regulatory region binding; DNA-binding transcription factor activity. Bases 203 to 1165 code for a protein of 320 amino acids. Lineage: Eukaryota; Viridiplantae; Streptophyta; Magnoliopsida; Brassicales; Brassicaceae. Gene Ontology annotation, cellular component: nucleus. Gene Ontology annotation, biological process: regulation of DNA-templated transcription; regulation of developmental process.